UCAUAACCCACAUGUUGGGAACCCCUGCGUUGGGUGAAGGUGAAGGGGAGAUCGAUACUCCAAGAGCCUCCUGGAGCUGUAAAUUCUGAGUUUUGUGGCUGACCCCUGAAGGCGUCAGUUCCCCGGGAUGUGCCUCCCCUCCCUCCCGGAGCCUCCUGGUCCCUCCCCGCCGCCUCCCGCCGCCCGCUGCCCGGGCUGCCUGCCGCCGCCGCCGGGCUCGGGAUGACGCCACCUCUCGCUCCGCCCCGGCGCACAAACUCGCUUCCUCGCGUUCAUUUCAUUCCUCGUCUCAUUCCGAGCAUUCUUCGCAUCUCUUGUCAGUGCGCGAAGCGAUUCACCCUGAAAUCCUCUCCCCGGGCUGGCUUCAGAAACACCACAGUAACUUGACAUAGUAUUAAAAAAAAAAAAAAGAGAAAAAGAAAUACCCAGUAACAUCACACUGCCUAAAGCAAGGGACAUUUUUAAAUGAGAUAUCAAUAACGAGCGUCAGGUCGUGUGUUUCCUCACAGACACACACAUACAUGGCCGCUGGCUGCAACAGGAUGCUCACUUCUAACACUGUUGCAGCUCCCGGCUUUGACACAGCAGCGACACAAAUCUUUGACAUUUUUCACAUUUUUCCGCUGAAAACAAGCCCGCUCCUACGCCCCUGUAUAAAAGCCUCGGCAGCCGCUCGUCCGCCGUCAGACCCUCGUCAAAGAUCCCGCUGCGGGGAUCCGGGAGCAGCCAGCCCCCCUACAAAAAGCUACACCGCGCCGAUAAGAGCUUUUCGGACAAGAUGACGGUUCAAAUCGUUGCUGUUUUCCUCUCCGUAGUUGGCUCAGCCGGGAGUUGUUGUCGGAGCUUUCGCCGGAGCAUUUUCGCCCCAACUCGGAAGAGAAAACCCUCCGGAGACUUGUUGCUUCAGCGCACUUUGACGGUGCUGUUAUUUGUCAAAUCUCCAUCGAAGUUUUGUGUCUCCCCCUAGUCUGCUCCAGGCUUCAGCUUGGAGAGCCCAACCGCCAAGAUUGAUCCCAGCAGCUGGAGUGGCAGCGAGAGCCCUGCCGAGGACCUGGAGAGGAUGAGCGACUCGGCAGACAAGCCGGUAGACAAUGAUGCAGAGGGAGUGUGGAGCCCUGACAUUGAACAGAGCUUCCAGGAGGCGCUGGCCAUCUAUCCUCCAUGUGGACGCAGGAAGAUCAUCCUCUCUGAUGAGGGAAAGAUGUACGGUCGAAAUGAGCUGAUAGCCAGAUACAUCAAGCUUCGGACUGGGAAGACGAGGACUCGGAAGCAGGUGUCUAGUCACAUACAGGUCUUAGCAAGAAAGAAAGUUCGAGAAAUCCAAGCUGCCAUUAAGGUGUCUAGUCACAUUCAGGUUCUUGCCAGAAGGAAAUCUCGUGAGUUUCAUUCCAAGCUAAAGGUUACAAGUAUGGACCAAGCCGUGAAGGACAAAGCCCUCCAGAGCAUGGCCUCCAUGUCCUCGGCUCAGAUCGUCUCUGCCACAGCGAUUCACAACAAGCUCGGCCUGCCAGGCAUCCCGCGCCCAGCCUUCCCCGGAGCAGGGUUAUGGCAGGGUAUGAUAUCGACCGGUCAGCCGGGAUCGUCACAAGAUAUUAAGCCUUUCACCCAGCAAGCCUAUCCCACUCAGCCAGCAGUCACAACUGCCAUUUCAAGUUACGAACCCACAGCAGCUCCAGCUCCCACCGCACCAGCAUGGCAGGGCCGCUCCAUCGGUACAUCUAAACUCCGACUGGUGGAGUUCUCCGCUUUCCUAGAGCAACAGAGAGACCCAGACUCAUACAACAAGCACCUAUUUGUACAUAUCGGCCAGACAAAUCAUUCCUACAGCGACGCCCUGCUGGAGUCGGUGGACAUUCGUCAGAUUUAUGAUAAAUUCCCUGAAAAGAAAGGUGGACUGAAGGAGCUGUAUGGGAAAGGUCCACAGAACUCCUUCUUCCUUAUAAAAUUCUGGGCCGACUUGAACUGCAACAUUCAGGAUGAUACCGGCUCUUUCUAUGGCGUCACAAGUCAGUAUGAGAGCUCAGAGAACAUGACCAUCACAUGUUCUACGAAGGUGUGCUCCUUUGGCAAGCAGGUCGUCGAGAAAGUUGAGACUGAAUACGCACGGUUUGAGAAUGGACGCUUCGUUUACCGAAUAAGCCGGUCUCCCAUGUGUGAAUACAUGAUUAACUUCAUCCAUAAGCUAAAACAUCUACCAGAGAAAUACAUGAUGAACAGUGUGCUGGAGAACUUCACCAUCUUACUGGUGGUGACGAAUAGGGACACCCAGGAGACGCUCCUAUGUAUGGCGUGUGUGUUCGAGGUUUCAAACAGCGAGCAUGGCGCCCAGCAUCACAUCUACAGACUGGUGAAGGAAUGAGAAGCCCCUUCUUUUCACAGACUUACCAACCUCAAAAACAAGCGGCAGUGCCUCUACCUGAAAGUCCCACCUACAACACUUUCUGGUCAUGGUAUCGGCUGAAGUCAGUCGCUAUAAAUUUUGUUUGAAUAUAAGUGUUUGUUAUUUGACUGCAGCUGUGAAUUGCGGUACAGUUGUUUUAUGUUUAAAUACGGGAUGUUUAAACUACGUUGAGUUGGUCUCUGUUGGGCAUAAAUGUGGCCGUACUUAGUAUACUAAGAAUUUACUUGAUUCAUUUGGUAAAUAGAAAUCUGUGUGUCGUCUUCUGCUUCGUCUCGUAGACUAGGAAAAAAAAAAGGAUACUGGCCUUUUCUACCAGUAGCCUCAUGUGGUCUGUGUAAUAUGUUUGCGUGGGUUUCGUAUGUCUGUAGUUUAUGAUUUGUGAGCAUAUAUACUGUAGAUAUACAGACAUGCACCAACAGCCAAUAGAUUUUCCAAAGAAACAAAAGUAACACACUACAUUUACAGUCGCUGAAAGUACAGACGUAUAUUUAUCCCCAAUGAAGCACUCCAAAUCAAACACUACGAGCAGAAUGAAUGCACUGUAAAAAAAAAUACAAUACAAAUGUUUUGCCUGAGUCUACAACAUAAAUGAAGGGAAAUCUUUCCCACCUGUUAAUCAUCUCUGUGCUGCAAUCGAGUCUUUCCUCUGCCACAACUGAGAAUUUCCUCCGACCAGACUCAACUAGUCCAAAAGCACUUUGUUCCCCUCCCUCACCUUUCUGAUUUAUCUUUCUCUUAGAUCUGUGGUUUCUGUAAUCAUAACACUGUAAGUCACUUGUAGACAGCAGACAUUGUUCAGCGUGUUGUGGCUUUGCCCCCUGAAACACUCAGAAUCUCGUUCCCCCUCUGGGAUGGCAGCGUAAUAACUCCUUCACUUUCAUAUGUUUCUGUGGCCUACACUGAUCCCGAGCCUUAAACAUCUUAUAGCUGUGUGUGAACUCCAAAACAUGCCACAAAUACUGUGAUCUCUAUACGUGGAAAGACCCUUUAUAAGUUUGCAUCGUGUAAGAAAUUCAUAUUACAAACAGCCAAAGUGUAAGUGUACAGUGCCUUAGAUUAUAUCCUGACAUCACCCUUUGCUUUGUUUCAAGUUGAAAAACUAUUUUGUGGAUGAGACAGGAAAAAAGACCAGUACACUCUGAAAAAUCCAGUGUUUGUUGUUUGUUUUUCCAGAGGCAGAAUACUUUUAAAUUGUGAGUCCGUUUGCAAAUUUUAGGUCAAAAUCUGUCGCGUUACAGGUUUUAUUUUUCUCUAAACUCUGUUUAAAUAUGUCCUAAAAUCUCAGUCUUUUUCUGUAGUGUACUUUAAACACAGACCGACUGCCUUUCCUGUUGUAACAGACCAAAAAACCAGAGAUACAGUCAAUCUUCUGUCCUGCAUGGUAGCAAGGAAGUGCCUUCGGUUUAAAAUUUACAGCUUCAAAAAGACAAAACACAAACUUAAAAAUUAAAAUGUUGCUAGACCAAAAAAGGAGACACAAGUGAAACCGAUCACCACAUUGCCUUUUGUUUGUAAAGUCAGCAGGGGAAAGCUGGAUACUGGUAAAAGAAAUGAUCUAUACAUUUUAUUUUCAAUUGAUUUCACUAAUGAUGAUGUAUUUGAAGAAAACCUUUCUCUUCUGAUAACGUGCAGCCGCUGACUGCACGCAGGAUGUCAACCCUAACUCGUCUGCUUCGUGCACACUUGCAGGUUCAAGUGUUUUGUUUAUUUUAUAAUGAGAAAAAAGGUAUUUUCCUCUUUCCCGAGACCCCAAUGUGAAAACCACAGAAAACAUCCGACCUUACCUUACCUUACCUUUGACGACGCAGACACAGCUGUGAUGUCGGCGAUGCAGGGACCAACAAGCUUUUUAUAAUUAUAUAUAAUUAUAAUUCAUUAUUAUCAGUAAGUCUGUUGAGCAAUUUCCAGAAAAUAAUAUGGAACUGUUUUAAUGCGGCAAAAUCUGAAAUUGUUUCCAAAUUCUGUUUAAAAUGCUGUUUCAUUCACUGCUGCUGUGGACGAGGCCGUCAAGGUCAAAAUACGUAUCGCCGUUAAGGACCAUAGUUACUCAGACUCUUACUGUUUCUUACAAUUUAAUCAUCUAAUGUAUUUUAAUCGAGAUGAGCUCUAGAUAAUUGCAGACAAUAUCUCUGGUGGAUGCAGAUAAAAUCAAUCAUUCAGUAUUUUUGCCACAGUCCUGUGGACACUGGAGUGUUAAACAGGCCUUUUCUUAUGUUUACCCUGUGUAUCUGUUCACAUUUAUUGAUUAUUACUUAGUGAGAUGUUCUUAUUGUACUUGUAUACAGUUGUACUUGGUUUUGUGAUGACAUUGUCCGUAUAUUGCAAGCCCAAUACGAUGGUAAUGAUGUUACUGCUGCACUGCUGGUACAUUUUGACAUGUCGUCUCAACACGUAGAAAAACAGCAGGGCUGAGGCCUCCAGUGGCGUGAAUGUCAGGUGGACCGUUUGAAGAGGAAAUGGACACAAAAAUGUUUUUAAAAAAUCAGCUAAGUUGAGGAAUCAUGCUACAAACAAAUCAGCAGUUUAGCUUGUGUUUUGUAAUUCUGUAGGUACUGGUACCUUUUUGUUUCAUGACCAUUCUCCGAUGGUGGCUUUAAAGUGAUUCUUCACAUGGCUCACAUAUAGUCGUCAUGCGCACAUUUGGGUUUUGUGUGCAGACUUUUAUUCUUUGUAAAAAGGUGCUUUGUACAAAACGAUAUCUUGGCUUUUCUUGGUACAGAUGUGUGAUAUCUUCUCAUAUCCAUGACGGUAAAGUGUUGGAGCAGAAGGAGAGAAAAGAAGCUCUGCUAUGUUUCUGUGUUCUGCAUAUGGUCGUGUCUUUGCUCCGUAACAUUAUGAUGCCUUCUUGAUAAUAUAGUUAUUUUGUAGCUUUCUAGAUACUUUCUAUGUAUGCAAAUACUGAAGUUAAAUAAAUUUGAAACAUGUC
Paralichthys olivaceus (Japanese flounder) is the source of this 5327-nucleotide messenger RNA. The record is from RefSeq and is a predicted model, not a curated record. Lineage: Eukaryota; Metazoa; Chordata; Actinopteri; Pleuronectiformes; Paralichthyidae.